AUGUGGCUGAAGCCUGAGGAGGUGCUGCUGAAAAAUGCCCUCAAGCUGUGGGUGCAGGAGCGCUCCAACCAGUACUUCGUGCUGCAGAGGCGGCGAGGCUACGGCGAGGAGGGCGGAAGCGGGCUGGCAGGUCUUCUUGUGGGAACAUUAGAUGCGGUGUUGGAUUCUACAUCGAAAGUUGCUCCAUUUCGCAUCCUGCAUCAGACACCAGACUCCCAAGUCUACUGGUCCAUUGCAUGUGGAUCCAGCAGAGAAGAGAUAACAGAACACUGGGACUGGUUAGAACACAAUGUUAUGACAACUUUAUCAGUAUUUGAUUCAAAUGAAGAUAUUACAAGCUUUGUCCAGGGAAAGAUAAGAGGCUUGAUUGCUGAAGAGGGAAAAGGUUCUUUUGUAAAAGAAGAUGAUCCUGAGAAGUUUCGUGAAGGUCUUAUGAAGUUUGAAAAAUGUUUUGGAUUGCCUGAGCAGGAGAAGUUGGUUACCUAUUACUCAUGCAGUUACUGGAAGGGCAGAGUGCCCUGUCAGGGAUGGCUUUAUCUUAGUACCAACUUCCUUAGCUUUUACUCGUUUUUGCUGGGAGCAGAAGUAAAACUUAUUAUCUCCUGGGAUGAAAUAUCAAAACUUGAGAAGACUUCCAAUGUGAUUCUGACAGAGAGCAUUCAUGUGUGCGCCCGUGGGGAAGAUCAUUAUUUUUCCAUGUUCCUGCACAUUAACGAAACAUUCCUUCUCAUGGAGCAGCUGGCAAACUAUGCUGUUAGGAGACUUUUUGACAAGGAGACAUUUGAAAAUGAUGUUGUCCUUCAUGACCCCCUGCAGAUCACCAAGAGAGGCCUAGAGAGCCGUGCCCACAGUGAGCAAUUUAGUGCAUUCUUCAGGCUACCCAAAGAAGAGACAUUGAAAGAAGUUCAUGAGUGCUUCUUAUGGGUCCCUUUCAGUCAUUACAAUACUCAUGGGAAAAUGUGCAUUUCAGAAAACUACAUCUGCUUUGCUAGCCAGGAUGGCAGCCUGUGCAGUGUGAUCAUUCCAUUAAGAGAGGUUACAGGGGUGGAUAAGGCAGAUCCAGCCAACAGGGGAAUCAGCAUCAGUACCAAAGGAAAAACAGCUUUUCGUUUCACAGAGCUUAGAGAUUUUGAACAGCUGGUGGCCAAGCUCAGAAUGAAAUGCAAUGCAACUGCAAGUCCACAACACAUCAUAAAUCCGGAGGUUACAGCCAGUUCUGCCUCUGACAGCCCAAAGGAUUUGGAUGGAGGACCAUCAAAGAUGGGUCAGAAAGAUAACAGCAAAACUGUUGGUACAGAAGCCCUGAUGACUGUCUACCAUCCUCAGGAUGCUGAGAAUCUAGACUCUAAAAUGCUGAAAGAAAAAAUGAAGGAACAGUCCUGGAACAUCCUCUUUGUGGAACGGGGACAUGGUGUCAGUAUGUUUCGAACAAAGAAGACUCGAGACUUGGUUGUAAGAGGCAUCCCAGAGGCAUUAAGGGGAGAGCUCUGGCUACUCUUCUCAGGUGCUGUAAAUGACAUGGCAUCCAACCCUGGGUAUUACACUGAGCUGGUGGAAAAGUCCUUCGGAACCUGCACUUUAGCUACUGAUGAAAUUGAACGAGAUUUACGUCGCUCCUUACCUGAGCAUCCUGCUUUUCAAAGUGACACAGGAAUUUCUGCACUCAGAAGAGUUCUUACAGCUUAUGCAUACAGGAAUCCUCAGAUUGGGUAUUGUCAGGCAAUGAAUAUUUUGACAUCAGUACUUCUGCUGUAUGCCAAAGAGGAGGAAGCAUUCUGGCUUUUGGUUGCUGUGUGUGAAAGGAUGUUACCUGAUUAUUACAAUCGGCGAAUCAUCGGUGCCUUGGUAGAUCAGGCAGUGUUUGAGGAGCUCAUCAGGGUUCAUCUGCCUCAGUUGACAGACCACAUGAUGGACAUGACUUUUUUCUCCUCGGUGUCUCUCUCCUGGUUCCUUACCCUUUUUAUCAGUGUGCUGCCUAUUGAAAGUGCAGUCAAUGUGGUGGACUGUUUCUUCUAUGAUGGAAUAAAGGCAAUCUUGCAGCUGGGUCUCGCAGUGCUGGAAUACAACAUGGAGAAGUUGCUGACUUGCAAGGAUGAUGCAGAAGCAGUCACUGUUCUCAACAGAUUUUUUGACAGUGUCACUAACAAAGACAGUCCUUUGCCUCCAGCUGUGCAGCAGGGCUCCAACCUCAGUGAUACGAAGAGUGACCAUCCAAAAGUGGACAUUACUGAUUUGAUCCGAGAGUCAAAUGAAAGAUACGGUGAUAUUCGCUAUGAGGAUGUUGAGAGCAUGCGCUCCAGGAACAGACUUUAUGUCAUCCAGACAUUAGAAGCUACAACCAAACAGAAUGUGCUGCGUGUUGUGUCCCAGGAUGUGAAAUUCAGCCCUAGUGAUCUUGAAGAGCUUUAUGAAUUAUUUAAGAAGGAGCACUUUCUUUCCUGUUACUGGAGUGUCAAUAGUCCUGUCUUGCAACAUCAUGAUGCCAGCCUGCCAUAUCUUGACCAGUAUCGGAUUGAUUGCCAGCAGUUCAGGCUUCUCUGUCACCUCUUGAGCCCCUGGUCACACUGUGCCAACAGAGACUCGCUUGCACUAUGGACAUUCAGACUGAUGGAUGAGAGCUCCCACUGCCUUAUAAACUUCAAACAAUUUGCCUGUGUUCUUGAUACCAUGUAUAAUGGGAGUUUCACUGACAAACUCAAGCUGCUUUUUAAGUUGCACAUUCCUCCUGCAUUUACUGAAGUAGAAUCUCUGAGCCCUUCCAAAGGUGAUGAUCUUUCAAGAGAGGAGCUGAUACACUUCAGCCAGCUCACUGCUCCAUCUGUUGGGGAUAGUCUUGAAAGUGACUCUUUAAAGGACAGCCCAGAAAAAGGGAAGGGGAAAGUUGAUAUCCAGGCAUAUCUGAAGCAGUGGCAAGAUGAACUUAUUAAAAAAGAAGAAAACAUUAAGGAUUUGCCACGAAUGAAUCAGUCUCAGUUCAUCCAGUUCUCAAAAACUCUGUACAAUCUGUUCCACGGGGAUCCUGAGGAGGAGCUGUUGUACCAGGCUAUAGCGGUGGUUACCAGCCUCCUGCUGAAAAUGGAAGAAGUUGGGAGAAAGCUGCAGAGUCCCACAUCAGCUGUGGAAAGUCCAGUUGCCAUUACGGAGGUGCCUGCUGAAAUGCUCGGAAAGGGGCAGACUGAAAGCAGCUCUGAGCAGACUGAAAGCAGUAGAACACAGAGUUUGAGUGGGAACCAUGAAUGGUCUUUUGCCUUUGAACAGAUUCUGGCAUCCUUAUUAAAUGAGCCAGCCUUUGUGAGAUUUUUUGAGAAACCUCAUGACAUAAAAGUUAAAAUAGAGAGUGCUAAAAAUUUACAACUUAAAGCAAGAACCAGAGUGUAGCUUGCUUUAGCUUUGGCUCUGAAUUAACUACCCUUAGAAAUGAAGGUUGUUCAUGUGGAAAUUGAGUCUGCUGUUUACACAGGGAACAGAUUUUGAAGAGUUAGGUUUAAAUACUAGAUUACUGGUAUGUAAUGUAAAUAAAAAUAGC
Molecule: messenger RNA, 3526 nt
Organism: Indicator indicator
Lineage: Eukaryota; Metazoa; Chordata; Aves; Piciformes; Indicatoridae
Gene: TBC1D8B
Product: TBC1 domain family member 8B
Exons: 21
Coding region: 1-3378 (1125 amino acids)
Source: RefSeq, a predicted model, not a curated record